Molecule: messenger RNA, 2917 nt
Organism: Poecilia reticulata (guppy)
Lineage: Eukaryota; Metazoa; Chordata; Actinopteri; Cyprinodontiformes; Poeciliidae
Gene: mtmr1a
Product: myotubularin related protein 1a
Biological process (GO): phosphatidylinositol dephosphorylation
Cellular component (GO): membrane; cytoplasm
Molecular function (GO): phosphatidylinositol-3-phosphate phosphatase activity; phosphatidylinositol-3,5-bisphosphate 3-phosphatase activity
Source: RefSeq, a predicted model, not a curated record
AGCUGAAGUGACCUCAGUGGCCGCUGCUGGCCUGUCGCUUCCUGUUGCUGAAUACAGAAAACAUGAAGCAGAUCAACGAUGUGCUGCAUGAAGGAGGCGGAGCUGCAUAGAGGAAGAGAUGCUGCUGAGAGGAAACCGCAGAGCCGAAACCGAAGCAACACAGAGACCCGGAGUGGAACAGAACCGAGUCGAACUGAAAGCUGCCCGAAUCUCAUCUGACUGAACUCUUCGGCAAAUGGAGAAAAAAGAUGGAGCCAGACCGAUCCCUAGCGCCUGGAGUGUUCCGACCUCCAGUCCACCCAGCUCCGAUGCAGCGGACAGUUCUGCAGGUUCCCAUGUGGAGUGGUGUAAGCAGCUAAUUGCAGCCACCUUAUCCAAUCAGGUCCCAAGAACAGCACCACCAGAAGUUUUGAACAGGGAUUCCAGGGUGUCCAGAAGGCUGAGCUCCUGGAACCGUCCAGCUCUGGGAUUCGGUGCGCUCGUCAAACUUUCACACAACCAAGUGCCUCUUCUGCCAGGAGAAACUGUUCAGGUCACAGUUAAAGAUGUUAUGUGUAUCUGUCCAUUCAGUGGUCUUAUCACUGGCACUCUGACCAUCACUGACUACAAGCUCAACUUUAUCAGUUUGAUCAAGGACUCUUCUUUUAUUCUUGAUGUUAACUUGGGAGCUAUAAGCAGAUUGAAGAACAUUAGUGUUCCUAACCAAGGAGAUAACACCAAGGGAAUCGAGUUGGUUUGUAAGGACAUAAGGAGCGCCAGGUUUACCUACAAACCAGACGAGAACCAGCCAGAGAUUGAAGAGAUUUUGUCCAAAUAUGCUUUCCCUCUGUCCUGCAGUCUGCCGUUUUUCGCCUUCAAGUACAAGGAGCAGUUUCCUGUGGACGGAUGGAAGGUCUACGAUCCGACAGCAGAGUACAACCGACAGGGUCUACCAAAUGAGAGCUGGUGCAUCAGUAAGCUGAACCUCCACUAUGAGCUGUGUGACACCUACCCCUCCAUCCUGGUUCUCCCCCACAACAUGACAGAAGAAGACACAGAACGCGUGGCGUCAUUCAGAGCCAAGCGCCGCCUGCCGGUCUUGUCCUGGAUCCACCCGGAGUCUCAGGCUGCUGUGGUGCGCUGCAGCCAGCCGCUAGUCGGUCCUCUGGACAGCCGCUGCAAGGAGGACGAGCGCUUCCUCCAGAGCAUCAUGGAUGCUAACGCGCAGUCCCACAAGCUCACCAUCUUUGAUUCCCGACAGACCAGUGAAGCCCUGUCCAGCAAGGCAAAAGACGGAGGAUAUGAAAAUGAAAAUUUCUAUCCCAACAUUGAGCUAAUUUUCCUGGAAAUUCCGAAUAUCCAUGUGAUCCGGGAGUCUCUCAGGAAGAUAAGGGAUGUGAUUUAUCCGACUAUUGAUGAGGCCCACUGGCAUUCUGCCAUCGACCAGACUCACUGGCUGGACUAUCUACGACUGUUACUAUCAGGAGCGGUGAAAAUAGCCGACAAGCUGGAAUCAGGGAAAACGUCGGUCGUGGUCCACUGCAGUGACGGCUGGGACAGAACAGCCCAGCUCACUUCCCUCUCAAUGCUGAUGCUGGACAGCUACUACCGGACGCUCCGAGGAUUCCAGGUUCUGCUGGAAAAGGAGUGGAUCAGCUUCGGACACAAGUUUGCUUCUCGCAUUGGACACGGUGAUGAGAGCCAUACUAACACAGAGCGCUCACCUCUGUUUGUUCAGUUUAUUGACUGUGUUUGGCAGAUGACCCGACAGUUUCCUUCUGCCUUUGAAUUUAAUGAGCUGUUCCUCAUCACCAUCCUGGAUCAUCUCUACAGCUGCCUCUUUGGCACCUUCCUCUGCAACAGUGAGCAGGAGAAGAUAGCCAAGGAGGUUCAAACCAAGACAGUGUCCCUGUGGUCCUACAUCAACAGCCAGCCCAGUGAAUUCACCAACCCGUUCUACCUGGUCUAUCAGAACUGCGUUCUGUUUCCGCUGCUUUCCUCCAGACACCUGGAGCUGUGGACCAGCUACUACGCCCGCUGGAACCCACGCAUGAGGCCACAGGUGCCAGUGCAUCAGACGCUGAAGGACUUACUGUUCCUCAGAGCAGAGCUGCAGAGGAGGGUGGAGGAGCUGAACACACACCCAACACCUGAACACCCGAGCCUUUACACAGGGACCUCGCUUCACUCUGCUGUUUGAGACACCGACAUGUCCUAUCCAAAGUUUUGACCCAAUAAAUCAAAUACUAGGGACAACAAUGUUUUCAGUCGAAGAAAACCUUUUUUCCUCAAAUAAAAUGUGUAAAGUCAAAUAUCAGAAAGUUCUGAGUCCUUUGAGUAAAGCCAAUUGGAUCUAAUAUUUAGCAUUAAAGGCUACCACCGUAAGUGUUGACAUAAAAGUUAAAAGUCCAGCUCUAUAAUGAUUGCAUCAGUAUUUACCACCAAAUCACUUAAAAAAAAUCUGAGAUAUGAUCUAAAAAUGGAUCAACUGCUAGAUUAUUAUGUAUAGGACAUGUUUCCUCCGACCAUUUUUAAGUUCCACGUAAAAACAUAUUCCAUAUUCAAGCCACAAACAAUUGACAUUUCAAUAUUUUCUUAUAUUCCCUUUAGAGAUUACAGUGGAAGCUGAGUCUCUUUAUCAAUUCUUUAUUUUACUAGUUCAUGUUGGAGACAACUGGAGUACAUAUAAUAAUAAUUCAAGUUAAGUCAGUUAACUGGCACAUCUUAAGCAGAGUUCAAUAUUGUGAAAAAGUCACGGUAAAAAAAAGCACACGUCCUUUAAAUUCUAGGGUUUUAGUACUGAGAUAUGCAUUUUUUUUAAUUUAGAAAAUUUGGUUUGGUUCCCCUAGGAUUACCUUGAGUAAUUGAAAAUCUGGUAAAGUCCACAUUAUGUCAAAACCCUACAACCGACAAAGGAUGUCUCUUUUGUUACAAUGGC